AAAUGGGGUCGGCCUCUCUCUUUCUUACUCUUCUAGUGCUCGCAGUGUUUCUCAGCUUGCCUUCUCAAACCACUGCCGACUACCCUUACUCGUCUCCUCCUCCACCUCCUAAGUACUACUACAAGUCACCACCUCCACCGGUGCAUUAUCCUCCACCACCUUACAAGUACAAGUCUCCUUCUCCUCCUAAGGAGGAGCCAUACAAAUACAAGUCUCCUCCUCCUCCUCCAAAGGAGGAGCCAUACAAAUACAUGUCUCCUCCUCCUCCUAAGGAGGAGCCAUACAAAUACAAGUCUCCCCCACCACCUUCUCCAGUUUACAAAUACAAGUCCCCUCCUCCUCCUAAGGAGGAGCCAUACAAAUUCAAGUCUCCUCCUCCCCCUAAGGAGGAGCCAUACAAAUACAAGUCUCCCCCGCCCCCUCCUCCAGUUUACAAAUACAAGUCUCCUCCUCCUCCUAAGGAGGAGCCAUACAACCCUCCUCCAAUUUACAAAUACAAGUCCCCUCCUCCUCCUAAGGAGGAGGAGCCAUACAAAUACAAGUCUCCCCCACCACCACCACCCCAUUAUGUCUACUCAUCACCCCCUCCUCCUCACCACUACUAA
Molecule: messenger RNA, 605 nt
Organism: Durio zibethinus
Lineage: Eukaryota; Viridiplantae; Streptophyta; Magnoliopsida; Malvales; Malvaceae
Source: RefSeq, a predicted model, not a curated record